UUACUUUUGUCGGAAUAAUUACCAUCAGUUAGACGGAAAACCCUAACUGGAUAACUAGGAGAGGGAACGGCAUUACACAAUUAUGUUUUAUUGUUCUAACGAAAGGUGGUAUUGUAAUCAAACUAAUAAGGAAAAGGAAGCAAACUGCGUUCUUUUUGCUCAUAAUUAUGCAUACACUUGGGAUUUGCUACUCACUUUAGUGAGCAGGGGAUUGCGUAUUUUUGCUAAGCAGUCGAUCUUCCCUAAGCUGUCCCACCGUGUCGGAAUUUGAGAAGAGCAGGAAAGGGGGCUAAUAGUAUGACUGUGGGAGGGACAAAGAGGUCUAGACUUCCACCCCAGUUUUGAAGCGGGAGCAGAAAAUAAAGGCCGGUAAUGGUGGUGCAUUAUUAACUAAAGAUUGCUAUUGUCUUUCAAAUCUAAGACGCUGGCGUUGCAGUUGCAGAACAUUUUUUUUUCUUUCUGUCCCAUUACUGAUUUUUUCGGAAGUACAGAUAACAACAACUACUACAAGAGCAACAUUCUGUUUGGAUCCAGUUUACGUCCCUCUAUUUCUAAAAUCUACGACCGCUAGUGUGCAUGUAAAUUGCUGGGCCGUUUUUUGUCAGGCUAAUAUCUUUGCUUCCUUUUAUCUAAGCCAAGAAGAGGAUAUCGGCAGCAUCGAGGAGAAAGGAAGGGGAAAUCUGAGAAGGCCUUUAUGCACAGAAGCCUGCUUGCUUUGAUAUCCCAGAGAAUUAACAGAAAAUGCAAAACAGUGAAGUAAUAAAGCCUGCCAAAUACUUUUCUGAAGUGGAGAAGAGUGUGCUGCUGGCAUUAGUUGAGAAAUAUAAGUAUGUACUUGAGUGUAAAAAGAGUGAUGCAAGGACUAUUGCAUUGAAACAACGGACCUGGCAGGCCCUCGCUCAUGAAUAUAAUUCCCAACCAAAUGUAUCACUCCGAGAUUUCAAGCAGUUGAAAAAAUGCUGGGAGAACAUCAAGGCUCGGACAAAGAAAAUAAUGGCACAUGAAAGACGAGAUAAGGUAAAAAGAUGCAUUAGUCCACUUAUAAGUAAUCACGUCCUAGGAAAAGAGAAGAUCACCAACAUGAUACCAGACCAAGUAUAUUUUUUACAGACUCCACCAGAAGAAGAUUCUGAAUAUCAGCCUGAAACUUCUAAUCAAGAAUCUUUCAGUGUUAUUAACAAAGAAUCAUGUGAUGAAGAGAAAGGACUUGUACAUUUCCAGGUAUGUGAAGGUACCUCACAAUCUGAGCCUUCCUGUUCAGCAGUCAGAGUAACUGGAAAUAAAAAUUUCAGAAAUAAAGCUGCUCAAGAAAGUGAUUUGAAAAAGAUGCAUGAAGAGGAGCACCAUCAGCAAAUGUCUAUUUUACAGCUGCAACUGAUCCAAAUGAAUGAAGUGCAUGUAGCAAAAAUUCAACAGAUAGAAAGGGAAUGUGAAAUGGCUGAAGAAGAACACAGGAUCAAGAUGGAAGUGCUAAAUAAAAAAAAAAUGUACUGGGAAAGGAAACUUCAGACAGUUACAAAAGAAUGGCCUGUUUCAUCUUUUAACAGACCAUUCCCUAAUUCACCCUAGUACAUGCAGCUGCUGCUGGUUCAUUAGACUGAAGUAACUUGGUCAUCAGAAAAUAGUUUGAGAAUUAGGUUCAAUUCCUGUAUUUAGAAUGACAAUGUAAUUGUUGGCUAUGAACAAAUGUCAAGGAAUACCUAAAAUAGGGUUUAGGUAGGUUUUCAUUUAAUAAAACAACAAAGAAAUCUCCAUAUUUUUGACUUUAUAAUGGAAUUUCCAAGUAUGCCCAAUAAACCACUCUUUUCCAUGGUAGCCAACUCAAUCCAAUUGGAUAUUUUAUGUUAUUUUAUUUUUGUAGCUGAAUUUUUCAAUUAAUUAUUUAAUGAUGAAUGUAUAUUACGGUACAGUUAUUAAGACUUGAAGAGUGAUUCAGUUGAAUUAUCAAGCAAGGUAAAAAGGGUGAUAAUAUAGCAAUUGCUGUACAAGAAAAGGAAUUCAGAUUUCCAAAGCUGUCUGAUUGGCUGUCUGUUCAGUCAUAGUUAUAAUUGUGGAAUAGUAGAAAUAUGUGUUCCCCCCUUUCACUUCUUUUCUGAUAGAUCAUCUAGUCUGUUGCCCUUGAUUUGCACUGUAUGGCACAAUCAGCCCACUAGCUGGUAAAACUCACACUGGCAUCUGGCCUGCAGUAAAAAGAAAUAGCCCACUUCUAUUUGCAUCUAGUCCUAUGAAUGUUUUAUCCAAAGUAAAUGCUUAUAGAGUUUGCAAUUUAUUAAUUUUAUGCAAGUACUGCUUGUGAAUGUUUGUGGCUUCCUGCUACUAUGUAUACACAUACUGGACAUAAUUUUAGAGGUACAAAAUGCUUGAAGCAGCCCUUGUAGAACUUUUACCUUUGAACAGAUUAUUAAGAGCUGAAGGAAACAAAUACAAUAUGAAAUAGAAAGAUAGAUAUUUUAUCUUUAAAAU
Molecule: messenger RNA, 2463 nt
Organism: Notechis scutatus (mainland tiger snake)
Lineage: Eukaryota; Metazoa; Chordata; Lepidosauria; Squamata; Elapidae
Source: RefSeq, a predicted model, not a curated record